AUGGAAGAAAUAUUUCUUAAACCUUUAAUUAUUGAUGUAAUACCAUAUGGUACAUCAUCAUCAUCAAUUUAUUCAAGUCGAUCGAAUUUAAAUCUAACUUCAACUAUAUUUCAACAAAUAAUGUUGAAUAUAACAGAAUCCAUAACAUUAUCUGAAUUUACUAAUGCGUCGUCACAUGAUAAUACUGACGGCAUGAAUUCACUUAUUCGCUAUAGACUUCUCUAUCGUAAUUAUCAUGGUAUUAUAUCAAGUUUUGUAUGUAUAUUUGGUUUAACAUGUAAUUUAUUUAAUAUUAUUGUUUUAACACGUCCAUUAAUGCGUUCAUCAACCAAUACGAUUUUAACAUCCUUAGCAUUAUCAGAUUUACUUAAAAUGGUAUCUGUUUUACCAGCAGUUAUUAUUUUUUAUUGUUUACCUAAAAGUGAACUUAAGAGUGAACCUGAUGCAACAUCAUAUUUUCAAGUUCGAUUUUAUAUGAUACAUAUGUUAUUUACAUUAACAUUACAUUGUAUAAGUACAUGGUUAACUGUUUUUCUUGCUGCAUUUCGUUAUGUAUUUUUAAAUUGUAAAACUUUAUCUGCUUAUGUAUCAUCACCCGAUCGAGCAUUUAUUGGUGUUAGUAUAAUUGUUAUAUUUUCAAUAAUCCUUUGUACUCCAUCUUAUGUUGAACAACAUAUUGUUAAAUUUUAUGAUAAUGUUACAUCGUCAUCAUCAAAUAUUUCUAAAGAAACUAUAUCUUAUAUUUUUCAAGAGACUGAAUUUAGCAAAUCAUUAUCAUUACGACAUACCGUAUUCGUAUUACAUAGUGUUAUAUUUAAAUUAAUUCCAUGUGCAUUUUUAUUAUUAUUCAGUUUUUUACUAAUACAACAAUUACGUGAUGCAUUACAAAAAUCUGAACAAUUACAUCGACAUUCAACAACAAACACAAUUACUUCUGUAAAUAAUGGACGUGUACGUGGUAGAAGACGUGAAAAAGAAAAUCGUCGUACAACAUUAAUGUUAGUUAUUGUUUGCGCUUUAUUUCUUGUUACCGAAUUACCUCAAGGUGCAAUAUUAUUAUUAGCAUUUCUUUCAAAAACAAGAUCAAGAUAUUAUUUUGAAAUUUAUCAACAUCUCGGUGAUACAUUUGAUAUAUUAGCAUUGAUAAAUAAUUCAGUUAAUUUUAUUCUGUAUUGUUUUAUGUCACGAGCAUUUCGUGAUACAUUUAAACAAACAUUUUGUUCAUGUCAAAAUGUUGAUCGUCGUCCAUCAGCAUCAUCAGUUGCACAAGGAGCAGCAAAACGACGAAGUUUAAAUCCAUCUACAGCUUAUGAUACUGUUAUAACAAAUAAAUGUUCGGAUGGCUAUCGAACAAGUUUAACUCCAAUAAUAAAAACAUUAUCUGAUAAUCCCACAAAGAAAAAAAAACGUAAAGCAUUAAAAUUUUUAAAACAAUCGAAUUCAGUUGCAUUAUAA
This is a messenger RNA of Adineta steineri, 1455 nucleotides long. NCBI's taxonomy places the organism in Eukaryota, Metazoa, Rotifera, Eurotatoria, Adinetida, Adinetidae. The record is from the annotation of a GenBank genome assembly.